This is a messenger RNA of Chrysochloris asiatica (Cape golden mole), 1729 nucleotides long. RefSeq names its product frizzled class receptor 7 (gene FZD7). The coding region runs from base 5 to 1729 and encodes 574 amino acids. Gene Ontology annotation, biological process: non-canonical Wnt signaling pathway; canonical Wnt signaling pathway. The transcript has a single exon. The record is from RefSeq and is a predicted model, not a curated record. NCBI's taxonomy places the organism in Eukaryota, Metazoa, Chordata, Mammalia, Afrosoricida, Chrysochloridae. Gene Ontology annotation, cellular component: plasma membrane. Gene Ontology annotation, molecular function: Wnt receptor activity; Wnt-protein binding.
GGCGAUGCGGGGCCCCGGCGCGGCCGCGUCACGCUCGCCCCUAGGCCUAUGCGCCCUAGUGCUGGCGCUGCUGGGCGCGCUGCCGGCGGGCGCUGGGGCGCAGUCGUACCACGGCGAGAAGGGCAUCUCCGUGCCAGACCACGGCUUCUGCCAGCCCAUCUCCAUUCCGCUGUGCACGGACAUCGCCUACAACCAGACCAUCCUGCCCAAUCUGCUGGGCCACACGAACCAAGAAGACGCGGGCCUCGAAGUACACCAGUUCUACCCACUGGUGAAGGUGCAGUGUUCGCCCGAGCUGCGCUUCUUCCUGUGCUCCAUGUACGCGCCCGUGUGCACGGUCCUCGAGCAGGCCAUACCGCCGUGCCGUUCUCUGUGUGAACGCGCCCGCCAGGGCUGCGAGGCUCUCAUGAAUAAGUUCGGCUUCCAGUGGCCUGAGCGGCUGCGUUGUGAGAACUUUCCGGUACACGGCGCGGGUGAGAUCUGCGUGGGCCAGAACACGUCGGACGGCUCCGGGGGCCCUGGUGGUGGUCCCACUGCCUACCCCACGGCGCCCUACCUGCCCGACCUGCCCUUCACCGCGCUGCCCCCAGGGGCCGCCGACGGCAGGGGCCGCUCCGCCUUCCCCUUCGCGUGCCCUCGACAGCUCAAAGUGCCCCCCUAUUUGGGCUACCGCUUCUUAGGCGAGCGCGACUGCGGCGCCCCGUGCGAGCCGGGCCGCGCCAACGGCCUCAUGUACUUCAAGGAGGAGGAGAGGCGCUUCGCCCGCCUCUGGGUGGGCGUGUGGUCGGUGCUGUGCUGUGCGUCGACCCUCUUCACCGUGCUUACCUACCUGGUGGACAUGCGGCGCUUCAGCUACCCUGAGCGGCCCAUCAUCUUCCUGUCGGGCUGCUACUUCAUGGUGGCCUUGGCGCACGUGGCCGGUUUCCUGCUGGAGGACCGCGCAGUGUGCGUGGAGCGCUUCUCGGACGACGGCUACCGCACGGUGGCGCAGGGCACUAAGAAGGAAGGCUGCACCAUCCUCUUCAUGGUGCUCUACUUCUUCGGCAUGGCCAGCUCCAUCUGGUGGGUCAUCCUGUCGCUCACCUGGUUCCUGGCGGCCGGAAUGAAGUGGGGUCACGAGGCCAUCGAGGCCAACUCGCAAUACUUCCACCUGGCCGCGUGGGCCGUGCCCGCCGUCAAGACCAUCACCAUCCUGGCCAUGGGCCAGGUGGACGGGGACCUGCUCAGCGGGGUGUGCUACGUGGGCCUGUCGAGCGUUGAUGCGUUGCGGGGCUUCGUGCUGGCGCCCCUGUUUGUCUACCUCUUCAUCGGCACGUCCUUCCUGCUGGCCGGCUUCGUGUCUCUCUUCCGCAUCCGCACCAUCAUGAAGCACGACGGCACCAAGACGGAGAAGCUGGAGAAGCUCAUGGUGCGCAUCGGCGUCUUCAGCGUGCUUUACACGGUGCCCGCCACCAUCGUACUGGCCUGCUACUUCUACGAGCAGACUUUUCGGGAGCACUGGGAGCGUACCUGGCUCCUACAGACCUGCAAGAGCUACGCCGUGCCCUGCCCGCCUGGCCAUUUCCCGCCCAUGAGCCCCGACUUCACCGUUUUCAUGAUCAAGUAUCUGAUGACCAUGAUCGUGGGCAUCACCACCGGCUUCUGGAUCUGGUCGGGCAAGACCCUGCAGUCGUGGCGCCGCUUCUACCAUAGACUCAGCCACAGCAGUAAGGGGGAAACUGCGGUAUGA